CCCUCACCUCCCAGCGAGUAGUCAUUACCCUUCCAAAUUAUCCUCGGAUUGCCUUUUUUCCCCACCUCCCUUCUGACCAGAAAGUGGUCCCAUUCACUGGAUGGGACACUGCUCUGUAACGGGCUGGACGCCAGGCACCCGCAGCAUCACAAGUGCCUCACGUGUCUCAGCCAAGAGGAAGUGACAGAAUAGAAACCUUUCCCGGGGCCCCUGGGUGGCUCAGUGGGUUAAGCCUCAGCCUUCUGGCUUUCUGCUUGGCAGGGGGGGCGGCUCUACCCUGCCCGGCCUACUUGUUAUCUGUCAAAAUCCCCCCCCCCCCCCAAAAUUUUACCUUUAACCAAACCCCUUGGCUUACAUACCCCAUUUCUGGGGAACAUUGGGGUAUGUGUCCCCACGGGUUUUGUAAUCCCUUGGGACCUCUGGCAGACUUGGAUACAUUGUUCCCUGAGGAACAGCUGCCUCCAGACUCCCAUCUAUGUGUGAACUUUUGAAGGCUGGUGGCACCCACUUGGGAAGCCAGGGCAACCCCCCUCACUCAAUGACAAAGGUCAGUGACUCAGGGAUCGGUGGCUGGGGCUGAGGUACUUGAGUCAGGCUGGGGUGUGGACCGCCGGAGUUACAGGAAGUCAAAAUCCUAAUUCCUCCUUCUCCAAACGGAGGCAGAGGGCUAGGGUUGAGCAAGCAGCGGGUGCAGACAAACCCAACCCGGACUGCCAGGGUGAGGCCCGUCGGUCAUGAGGCUCGCUGUGCUCUUCUUGGGGGCCUUGGGGCUGCUGGCAGGUAAGGAGAGGCCCAAGGGGAGGAGGCCCCGGGAGGGGCAUGCCCGAGGGCUGCUGACCAGUCUUCCUCUGCUGAAAGCCCAGGGGACGGGGAACGACUGUCCUCAUAAGAAGUCGGCCACUCUGCUGCCGUCCUUCACGGUGACCCCGAUGGCCACAGAAAGCACAGCAAGCCCUGGGACCACGAGCCACAGAACCACCACGGCAAGCGCCACCAGCCAAGAACCCACGACAGCCACUCACAAGCCCCCGACCACCCCCAGCCAUGGAAACACCACAGUUCACCCAACGACAAGCAACAGCACCACCGCCAACCCCAACACCUCCACCAGCUCCCCCCACCCAGGGCCACCGCCCCCUCCGCCCCCACCGCCCAGUCCCAGCCCGGGGCCCCAGGAGGCCAUAGGAGACUACACUUGGACCAAUGGCUCCCAGCCCUGCGUCCGGCUCCAAGCCCAGAUUCAAAUUGGAGUCAUGUACCCAACCCAGGGCGGAGGAGAGGCCUGGGGCAUCUCGGUCCUGAACCCCAAUAAGACCAAACCAGAGGGGCGCUGUGAGGGCGCCCACCCCCGUCUGCUGCUCUCGUUCCCCUCUGGACAGCUCAGCUUCGGAUUCGAGCAGGACCCACGGCAGGGCGCGGUCUACCUGAGCUCCGUGGCUCUGGAGUACAACGUGUCCUUUCCUCGGGCAGCGCAAUGGACCUUCUUGGGUCAGAAUUCAUCCCUUCGGGCUCUCCAAGCGCCCCUGGGCCAGAGUUUCAGCUGCAGAAACGCGAGUGUCACCCUGGCACCGUCUCUGCGCCUUGACCUGCUCGGGCUGAAGCUUCAGGCUGCUCGGCUGCCUCCCUCGGGGGCCUUUGGGCCAAGUUUCUCCUGUCCCAGCGACCAGUUCAACCUGCUGCCCGUUAUCAUCGGCUUGGUGGCGCUCGGCCUCCUUGCCCUGGUGCUGGUUACAUUCUGCGUGGUUCGGAGACGCCCACCCUCCUACCAGGCCCUCUGAGGAUCUGUCCCAACACCAGAGGACACCACGGGGCCCGCGGUUCUCCCCACUCAACCGACUCAGAAACAAAAGUUGUCUUCCCUCUCCGCCUUCACGGUCACCAACAAGAGCAGAGCUAAUGCCACAUGGAGGGAUGGAGGAGAAAGAUGUUUGUUAGAUGUGACCUGUUUUUCCUCUCCCAGCCCCCGAAUAAUAAAACCUGCUCGAACCUCUGC
Enhydra lutris kenyoni (northern sea otter) is the source of this 1993-nucleotide messenger RNA. Its product is annotated as CD68 molecule. The coding region runs from base 735 to 1778 and encodes 347 amino acids. Lineage: Eukaryota; Metazoa; Chordata; Mammalia; Carnivora; Mustelidae. The record is from RefSeq and is a predicted model, not a curated record. Gene Ontology annotation, cellular component: membrane. The transcript is spliced from 5 exons.